UGGCGCGACCCUGACAAAACAAUUAAUAAUAAUAAUAAUAAUAAUAAUAUAUAGCAUACUAUUGAUUGUAUUAUCAAAGUAAGGUAAUAACGAAAUGCACUUUAAUCAUAAUUAAUUGAACUAUAACGAUGUCCUUGGUCAAGGCGGGGAUAAUGUUCUUAUACAUUUUUCAAGAUAAUUAAAUAUUUCAAUUAAAUGGACAAGUUUAUCGAUUAAACGAGUUUUAUAGCGCAAUACUCGAAGAACUCACAUGUAUUACUAAAGAUAUUAUUAUCCUUAGAAGAUACCUCUCUGAGCUCUGUUCGUGUUUUGCAAAAUAAAAUAAAAUAAAAUAAGUCAAUAGAAAAGGAUAAAAGUGUAAAACUUGUAACAUUCAUUGCCAAAUCUCUUGUUCAAAUAAACGAGAAACAAUGAACGAUGUAAUUAAAAGAUUUACCAAAAAAGAUCAAGUUCAGGAUAUCUCUAAAGUUAAUAAAAUACCAUGUAAAAGUAUAAACGAUAUUUUACGUCCUAUCAAUAUUCUAAAUAAUAUUUUUGGAUUGCGUAUUUGUAUAUUUCCUCAGAGCCGUCGAAGGCCCCUACUUAGUUUCCUUUAUUCGUUGACAAUUUGCUGUCUUCAUUAUCUAGGAAGUUUGUACCGAGAUACAAAAUUUGACUGCAUCAGGGUAUAUCAUUUAGAUGAAAUUCUAUGUCAUGCUGUAACAUUCUUAAGUCAUUUGAUGUUAUGUUUGAUACUUAUUAUGGGAUUAUAUCAAAGCGAGUCAUCGAGAUUAUGUGCAAAGAAAAUUAACGAUAUCGAUAAAACGUUGAAGAAGUUAGGCUCGCCAUCAUACUUUAAUGAUAUUUACAAAAGAACGAUUACAUAUAUAACGAUAACUGUUAGUUAUAUCGGCAUUUUCUUCGCAAUGAUUAUUUUAACAGAAAUUUUACGAAAUGAGCCAAUUAAUAGAUCUUCGAUACUAUAUUAUUCAAUGUUCUUACACAUAUAUGGUUAUAUAAUUGAAAAUUUACUGGUGAUGGAAUUCGUUACAAUUGUAAGGUGCAUCAACUCGGAAUUUCAAAGAGCAAAUGAACUUCUCGGGGACGUCAAUGUUCUACCAAUUCGUUCAACCGAAUUGAAAUUAAUUGAAGUGAAAAAAAGGGGAGAUUAUUUUUCUAAAGAAAAGUCUCUCUCCCCCGAUGGAGACCAAUUAUUUUCUGAUGUAUCAUCGUUAUCGUCUCAAACACAGUCACAAUUACAAAUUGCAAGUCAAAAAAUAAGUCGAAGCAAAAUGUUAUUACGGACGAUCAGACAGGUCCAUUUGGAAUUAUAUAAAGUAUCGAAAAGUUUAAGUACAAUUUACGGUAUACAAAUAUCCCUAGAAAUGGCAGCAUGUGUUAUUCUUACUACAUACAUAAUAUACAGAUCUUAUGAAAAGUAUCAAAAAAAACAUAUUGACGAUUACGAAAUGUUUUAUCAAUAUUUCAUACUAAUUAUGCUAUUGUUACAAUAUUCGACCAAGAUCUUCAUUAUCGAUUACACCUGUGAUAAAACAACGAAACAGGCUGAACGCACCAGCGAAAUUAUUCACACAUUUUAUGGACUAAAUACGGACUUGGAGAUUAAAGAGGAGGUGGACAUAUUUUCUUUGCAAAUGAUGCAAUGUCGUACCACAUAUUCCGCAUUUGGUUUUUAUAAUCUUAAUUGCAAACACAUUUGUUCGUGUAUCGGUAUCAUAACGACAUACAUGGUUAUCAUAAUACAAGUAACCGAUUCAAUUAAAUAUGGAUCAUAAAUCGUCUGCCAAAAUUAUAUUUAAAAACAUAAAACUGACAUAAAACUAACAUAGAAUUUUCUUAAAAAUUCGAAAUAAUAUAAUAAGCAGACAAAGACGAGGGCUGCAUCCAA
This is a messenger RNA of Polistes dominula (European paper wasp), 1888 nucleotides long. Its product is annotated as gustatory receptor for bitter taste 66a. Gene Ontology annotation, cellular component: dendrite; neuronal cell body; membrane. The record is from RefSeq and is a predicted model, not a curated record. Gene Ontology annotation, biological process: chemosensory behavior; male courtship behavior; sensory perception of taste. Lineage: Eukaryota; Metazoa; Arthropoda; Insecta; Hymenoptera; Vespidae.